Molecule: messenger RNA, 678 nt
Organism: Solanum lycopersicum (tomato)
Lineage: Eukaryota; Viridiplantae; Streptophyta; Magnoliopsida; Solanales; Solanaceae
Source: RefSeq, a predicted model, not a curated record
AUGAGUCGUUUUGCAACCAGAGUCUCCGAAGAUCUUCAAAAAGAAUGUUGUGCAGCCAUGCUUAAUAACAAUAUGAUUCUUUUUGGGAUGCGGUUUCAUGCUCAAAAGGUUGAGGGAAGUCAAGUAAGUAAAAUGAAUAAGGAAGCUAAGAGGGCAAAGUCUUCUGAAACUGCUGCUCAUAAAAGUAGUCUUGAUGUUCAAGACAAGCCUAAGGUUAAAGGGAGUAACGUUGAUCCACCAAGAGAAAGACCAUCUUGUGGUAAGUGUGGUUCUACCCUUUAUUUUGUUACACCUUUGGUAGCUAGGAAGUUUGAUGUACCUCUCGAUGUUUUUAUUGAACCAUAUUCUGUUUAUACCCCAAUGGGUGACUCUGUUUCAGAAUUGAAAGAUUUGAAGCUCCAACUCAAAGAUUUACUAGACCAGGGUUUCAUUCAACCAAGAAUUCGUUCAUGGGGUUCUCCGGUCUUAUUUGUUAAGAAGAAGUAUAGGUCCCUUCAAAUGUGUAUUGAUUAUUGCCAACUUAAUAAUGUCACCAUACAGAACAAGUAUCUUCUCCCUAGGAUUAGUGAUCUAUAUGAUCAAAUCCAAGGUUCUAGAUACAUUUUGGUGAUUGACCUUAGGUUGGGAUGUCAAAAACUCAGGGUGAGAGGUGAAGAUGUUCCCAAGACAGCUUUUUGA